GGGCCUGGAGGGGGACCCUGGAAAAUGAUAAUUUCUCAGCAGUUUUCAGAAAUUUGUACAUUCUUACAGCUUCAAGUUCAAGUAAUCAAUAGAAAAAGUUUGAAACAAUCAAACUUUAAUCUAAGUCAACUGAAGCUGUUUUAGGUGGGUAACAAGAAAUCAGGAACUAUAUAGAAAAAUGGAGUUUAGGUCCAAUGCUAAUUGCUUCUAUACUCUUUUCAUUACAUCAUAUUCAAGAUUCUAAAAGACUUCCAAGGGACCCUUUACCAUAAUCUAUCAAUCUUUUCUUGUUUUGCUCAUGUAUGAACACCAAAAGCUACAAAAAGAUAAGCGCCACUUUUCUGUUUUAAUAGUGACAAUCACUAGCUCAUGAUAACUAACCUGUUCAUGAUGCUUUCCAUCAAAAGUGCUUGUUCAUUGGCUUAUUUAGUCCUCCUCCUUUUAUGGAAUGUGGGAGCUGCUUCAGCAGCAGCAACAGGAGAUGGAAGUAAUCAAACUGCUGCACCAACUUAUACUUCUGUCCACAUUGGUCUGAUUCUUGAUUCCGCAUCCCAUAUGGAUGCUAUGGUGGAUUCAUGUAUUUCAAUGGCGAUCUCGGAUUUUUAUAUAGCGCAUCCGGAUUAUCAAACGAGAUUGAUUCGACACCGAAAAGAUGCUCAGGAGGAACUAGAAGUAGCAUCUGCUGCCAUUGAACUGAUGAAGAAUGAAGAAGUGCAUAGCAUUUUAGGCCCACAAAUGUUCACACAAAAUAAGUUUGUUGCAGAACUUGGUGGAAAAGCUCAUGUACCUGUUGUAUCUUUUACUGCCAGAAGCCAGUCGGUUUCUUAUCAGCAAAGCCCUUACGUUGUCCGGACUACUCCUGAUGACUCAAACCAAGCCAGAGCUCUUUCAUCUAUUUGCAAGGGAUUUGGUUGGCUUGCAGCUGUGAUUCUGUAUGAAGACAGUGACUAUGGUAGCCAAUUUCUUGGAAAGCUAACAAAGGUGUUCCAAGAUGAUGAGAUUCAGCUAGCAUACACGGCCCCCAUCUCGACCGCAGCUGAAGACCGGCACAUCAUGAAAGAGCUGAAAAAGCUUGUCACUUUACAAACUAGGGUGUUUCUUGUGCAUAUGAAUGCUAACCUUGGAUCUAGGUUGUUUCGGCUAGCCAAAGUAGCCGGAAUGAUCAGUGAAGGGUAUGCGUGGCUUAUCACGGACAGUAUAGGCAGCUUCAUGAGUUCUGUAGAUGAUGCUAGUGAUUCUAUGGAAGGUGUCAUAGGUUUAAGGCCUUAUGUUCCUAAGUCACAGAAUCUUGACAAUUUCAGAGUCAGGUGGAAAAAGAAUAUGCUUCUGAUGAAUCCAGACAGUGCAAAAAAUCCAGCAGCAGAGCUGAAUGUGUAUGGUUUAUGGGCAUAUGAUACAGUUUGGGCACUGGCAAUGGCUGCAGAAAAGAUUAGACCUGUGAAUCCAAGCUUCUUUAAGGCGAAUGAUGAGAACAAGAAUGGGAGUGAUAUUUCUAACUUGGGACACUCGCAAUUAGGUCCAAAACUUCUGAAUGAACUACAGAACAUAUCAUUGGAGGGGCUUGCUGGAGAGUUCCGCAUGAUCAAUGGUCAGUUAGCAACUUCAGCGCUUGAGAUAUUCAAUGUUUUUGAAACAGGAGAAAGACCAAUUGGUUACUGGACCCCUGAUAGAGGCAUUAUGCGAACAUUAUCUGCAAAAGGUAAACCAACAUAUUCAACUUCUACUAAUGAGUUGAAGAGCAUUUUGUGGCCUGGAGAUUCAACAAAGAAGCCAAAAGGAUGGGCCAUUCCUCCAACUGGAAUUUUAAAGAUAGGAGUUCCUAAGAAAUAUGGUUUUAUGGAAUUUGUCAAUGUUUCAAACGAUCCUCAGACAAAUAAGACUAAAGUUACUGGUUUCUCGAUCGCUAUAUUCUGUUCUGUAUUACAGCAGCUACCUUUCCAAAUUGAUUAUGAAUUCAUUCCUUUUGUAAAUAAAAGCGAAUUCAGUAACGGAUCAUACAAUGACCUUCUGUAUGGAAUUCCAAACAAGACUUUUGAUAUGGUUGUUGGAGACACCACGAUCUUAGCUGAUCGAGCAAAAUAUGUAGAUUUCACCCUGCCUUAUUCUGAAACCGGAACUGUCAUGGUGGUCAAAAACAGGAAAGGAAGAGAUAUUUGGAUCUUUGUUAAACCUUUUAGGUGGGAUCUUUGGCUACUGAUAUUUUCUACCUGCAUAUUUAUCAGCAUUGUCCUUCGAAUACUGGAGCAUCGAGCAAACAGCAGUUUGGAUGCUUCUGUCCCUAAGAGACGCAAACUUGGUUUGUCCUUUCCAAUUGCAUCUCUAGCUUUUCCUGAGAGUAAGUUGUUGUUCUUGCUUCCUAAUCAUUAUUGCGAAAAGCCAUGUUCUGCAUAUUAUUAUAUCGCUUUGGUUGAACUGUCAAUCAUUUACUUAUUAUAUGUUCCAUCCAUGCUAAAGAAUAAAGAUUAGUUACUGGCAACUAAGGACAUUGGAUUCUAACAAUACAGUUCCAUCUGCUUUUGACAGGAGACCUGAUGGCCAACAAAUGGUCGCGGUUUGUCAUGGUUAUAUGGUUGCUAAUGUCUUUCAUCGUUAUGCAAAGCUAUACUGCAAAUUUAUCUGCAAUGCUUACAGUGGAUCAGUUAGACUUCAGGUUCUCAAAUGAUGAUUACAUUGGCGUUCAAAUGGAUACCUUUGUAAAGGAUUUUGUGAUAAAACGUCUUAAUAUCGCCCCCUCAAGGAUCAGGGAAUAUGGAACUAUUGAGGAUUAUCACGAUGCCAUGACUAAAGGUAGCCGAAAUGGAGGAAUUGAUGCUAUCUUUGAUGAAAUCCCUUACAUGAAGCUGUUUCUUGAUCGGUACAGUUCUGAGUAUAAAAUAGUUGGACCUUCAUACAGGACAGAUGGAUUUGGCUUUGUAAGUUCUCUCUUCCUCUAAUCUCUUUGUGUCUAGCAGAUAAAGAAAAACUAUGCAGCUAACAGCAACUUCAUGAUGUUAUUCCUGUCUGAUACAACAGUCUAAAACUUGAUCGGCGAUGUAAUCAAAACAGGAUAUAAAUGCUAGCCAUUUUGAAACAUGAAAAAAGAUUCAUGUUGUGACAAUAGUUUAAAUCAUCUACUCCACUCGAAAUGGUGUUACAUUAUAGUUUCUUCUACUUUUUUUUUUUCUGAGACAUGUUCUGAAGUGAACUUUAACUAUCAACUGUCAUGCAUUUCACAGGCAUUCCCUUUGAAUUCUUCACUGGUGGUUCAUUUCUCAAGGGCAAUCCUAGCGGUGACAGAAAGCGAAAACAUGACUGCACUUCAGCAACAGUACUUAGGGUCUAAGUUAAGUUCAUCUAGUGAUACUCAAAUCAAUUCAAUCAGCUCAGAGAGCCCCAAAUUAACAGCUUACGACUUUGGAGGACUUUUCAUCAUAAUAGGCUCUGCGAUGAUCUUUGCACUGUUCUGUUCGGAGACUUCAGUUGGCCGAAGACUCACAAAUGUAGUUGCAUAUUACAGUCAGAAAUCUUUCUUUUUCCUGUCAUUCAGAAGGAAUGAUGACUUAAGGGUUAACUCGAUCGUCCAUCCUGAAGACGAAAAUGGAGAUUUAUCUCAUGAUAAUGAAGUUCAAGGGGCCGAGAAUGAGAUUGAUGAUCAGCAGGGAAAUCCUACUAAUGAAGUACAACUAUCUGAGGUUGGGAACACCAGUGCUACAGAAGGACCAACCAGUCAGUGAAUGUAGAAUUGUAGAUUCUAAUGAAAAUACCUAAAGCUAGAAGAUGUUGAGGGUAUUAAUCUGGAUGUGAAAAAUUGAUACUCUACGUCCAAAAAUGGAACAAUAAUUUUGGGACGAAAAGAGCAUUAGAUUUAGCUAUAACGCACAAAGAGCACGAUUUCUCUUGUACUAUGUGUAUUUAUUAAUCUAUAAUAAUGUACAGUUGCAUUAUUGCUAGUAUUUAUGGUCACAACUCUCAACUUGUACAUUUGUUAAUGUAAAAAAAAGGGACAAACUUAACCAUUGCAAGCAUUUAGAUCAUAUUUUUGUACCUUUU
This is a messenger RNA of Oldenlandia corymbosa var. corymbosa, 4029 nucleotides long. The record is from the annotation of a GenBank genome assembly. Lineage: Eukaryota; Viridiplantae; Streptophyta; Magnoliopsida; Gentianales; Rubiaceae.